ACCCGACCCGGCCCAUUAACCCGAAUCAAGAACUAUAAAACGUGAAUCAACACUCAUUACAGAACUAGAAUUCAUUUCAGAUUACCAGAAAGAAAAAGAAAGCAUACAAAUUUUGAACAGAGCGAUGGCUGAACUUUCCGUUUCCGAUUCCGUUACCGUUUCCGACCUCAUUUCGCAAGAACAACCCGUUCUUAACUCCGCCGCCGCCGGAAACGAAACCACCGCAGUUCCUCCGCCUCAAAACACCAACGAACUCGAAGAGAAGAAGAAACGCCUCUUGGAAGAACUCGAAUCUGCUUUGGUUUCCACUCCGAUUCCCAAACCUGUUCACAAACCUAAUCGCCUAGGUCUUGGAAUCGAGGUGAUCGACGAAACCGCGUUGCUCGAUAGCAUUCCGAAGAUCGGAAAACAAUCGAGAAGAAGAGCUUCCAAGAAGAUUCACAAGAAAGCUGUAACCGUCACUGAGACUGAGAGUGAGAGUUCAAUCCACCUUGUUGCAAGAAACAUCAGCAGCAGCAGUAGCAGCAGCGAGAAUGAGAGGAAGUACUCUCGAGAGGAAAUGGAGGCUGUGAGGUUUGUGAAUGUCUCCCAGCAGCGCAAAUUCUGGAAGAAGAUUUACGAUGCUCUUCAAUCCACCUUCUCCGGCGAGUAUGAUGCUUUGGUUGCCGCUCCCAACAACCCUCCUCCGUUCGUUCCCAACAAGAAACCCAUUCUCAUUGAAGAGUGCAUUGAAGAUGAUGAUAGUGAGGAUGAUUAUGCUAGCAUCCAGAGGCCGGCUUUUCAAGUAGACGGGGAACCUAAUUUUGAUUCUGGUCCACCGGAAGACGGAUGGGAAUAUCUUAGGCGUGUCAGGUGGGAGGCACAACAAUUUCCUAAUGUGAAGAUAUCCAAGCUGGAUAGAAGUAAACUUACAAAGGAGCAAAGUCCUUAUAUGCCCCAGAUUCCUGAUAUUGCCAAGUGUCCUGAGCAUCUGUUGCCAUUGAAACAGUGGGAGGAUGCAUUUCUUGCAGAAUUUUCAGCACUAAGAGUGAAUCUGUCAUGCCUUGUUGAAGAACGUUCAAGCACCAUGCUGUCUGGCAGUAAUUUUGGAGAUAUCCUACUUUGUAAUAAUAAGAGCAUUGCUAAGGCUGAUCAACCUACUAACUUGGCUGGCAAGCAUGAGGAUAACAUUACGUCUUUAGAGAAUCCUGGAUUGAAAACUUCCAAAGAUCAAACUUGCAGCAAUAUUCCCACUCCUCCCCUGCUUUCUACAAUCCUAGGAAUGGACUCUGUAGCCCGAGUAUCAAUGUUGCUGAAACGAAUUCGCCUGCUGGAACCUGAAAACACCAUCACAAGAAUUGAUUGCUUGUGGCUUUUUGCUCUCUGUGCAGCUGUAGAUACUCCACUAGAUGCAGACACUUGCGCUGCACUCAGGAGUCUGUUGCGAAAGUGUGCCGACAUUCGUGCUGGAAAAGCUGAACUGGAUGAUGAGGUUGUAAUGUUGAAUAUAUUGGCUACAAUUUCGGGCAGAUAUUUUGGGCAAUCUGAAAAUUGAAUUUCCAGUUUGUAAGGCCUCUUAUGUUUUAGAAUUGGGAUGGUUAUGAUUUUCCAGACUAUGCAUAAAAUCUAAUGUAUGGUUCUAAGAAUUUCUUAAUAUAUGUCUUAAUGUUUUAACCAAGUCAUUAUUGCUAUACAAUUAAAGUACACUUGAAAAUACCAACAUGGUGCUACACAUUUAACAUUUGGUCCCUAAAUUAUGUGU
Vicia villosa (hairy vetch) is the source of this 1741-nucleotide messenger RNA. RefSeq lists its product as uncharacterized. The record is from RefSeq and is a predicted model, not a curated record. Gene Ontology annotation, biological process: spliceosomal snRNP assembly. The transcript has 4 exons. NCBI's taxonomy places the organism in Eukaryota, Viridiplantae, Streptophyta, Magnoliopsida, Fabales, Fabaceae. Gene Ontology annotation, cellular component: SMN complex; nucleus. The coding region runs from base 125 to 1534 and encodes 469 amino acids.